Messenger RNA from Mya arenaria, 682 nucleotides. Its product is annotated as ATP-dependent DNA helicase RecQ-like. Bases 39 to 434 code for a protein of 131 amino acids. The record is from RefSeq and is a predicted model, not a curated record. The transcript has 3 exons. Gene Ontology annotation, molecular function: ATP binding; nucleic acid binding; 3'-5' DNA helicase activity. Gene Ontology annotation, biological process: double-strand break repair via homologous recombination. NCBI's taxonomy places the organism in Eukaryota, Metazoa, Mollusca, Bivalvia, Myida, Myidae. Gene Ontology annotation, cellular component: cytoplasm; chromosome.
CAUUCGUGGACAACUUACGUUAUUUCAUUAUCAUUGCGAUGGCUGAUACUGUUAAAAUAUUGUACAAUUCCAUAAAGGAAAAGUUUAAUUUUGAACUUAAGGACGAACAAGUAAAUAUUAUUUCGGCAUUGUUGGAAAACAGAGAUGUGACUGCUUUGCUGCCAACUGGCUAUGGAAAAUCUAUGUGCUACAUUAUCCCGCCAUUGCUCAAAGACCAGCAGGUUAUCAUUACAAAUGAGAGUUUUGAAUUGCCUCACGUUUCUGUUGUUGUGUCUCCCCUCAUCAGCUUGAUGAAAUAUCAACAACAACAGCUGCACAGUUGGGGUAUUAAGAGUUGCAUAUCGAGCGGAAAACAGAUAAAUGUGAAAGAUAUUGCAAGGGCCGAUGUUUCGAUAAUAUUUGUCACUCCGGAGGCAUUGAUACGAAACCAGUGAAGGGACCUGUUACUGGAUUCCAAAUUUAAAAAAAAGACAUUGCUUGUUGGCAUGUGACGAUAAUUUUGAUAUAGAUAACAAUACAAUGACGGAAAUGCACAAUCCUCGUUUGUAGUCAAGUCAUUAUAUCUAUACAGUUUUAUGUUUUGUACUGUCUCUAUGUAUCAUUCAAGGAAUGACUGUGUUGUUGUUGUUUUAUGUGAACAGUUAUACGUAUUAUCUUGUACCUAUAUAAGGCAUACAUAAAU